Alternaria postmessia is the source of this 1230-nucleotide messenger RNA. RefSeq lists its product as uncharacterized. Gene Ontology annotation, cellular component: actin cortical patch. The transcript has a single exon. The coding region runs from base 1 to 1230 and encodes 409 amino acids. The record is from RefSeq and is a predicted model, not a curated record. NCBI's taxonomy places the organism in Eukaryota, Fungi, Ascomycota, Dothideomycetes, Pleosporales, Pleosporaceae. Gene Ontology annotation, molecular function: phosphatidate phosphatase activity.
AUGGCGCCCGAACCCGCUUCCGCCAUGGCUGGCCAGGCUCGUAUGCGUGUCGAAGAAACUGAACAAGAGCACAUUACCAGAGAGAACUCGGGUUUUGCCGCAUUUGAAGCAGAUAUGCCUAAACUCGCCAACCGAUUCAGCUUUUCCCUCAAGGACAACCUUUCCUCCUACCUUGGUCGCAAGAACCCUUUCUUCACCAACGUAAACCCAGACACCGACUAUGUAUGGAUUCUGGAUACGACUGCCUACCAGAAUCGCUUAGGAAGGUGGAAGGCGGAACUUGUUGCUGCCUACUUUGUCAAGAAUAGCGGCAAGGACAUCUCCCAGCUCGUUGCAUGGGUCAGCGAGAAAAUCGGCCUUGCAGACGACGAACAGGCUAGAGCAACAGUCGCCCAGAGGCUCCAGCCCUUUGCGGACGCAAUUCUUCCAGCGCACGCUGUUGAAAUUGACCUCAAUGGUCUCAAAACCAGAUUAGGACCCAGCGGCCGCGACGGUAUCAGCUCAGACGAGUUGGCCAUUCCCGGAACCGAUUAUAAGGACGGCCAGGUCAACAAGUUCCAGGCCGUCAAUGCUGAGGCGACGUCAUUCAAUAUUACCUUCGCAAAACCCAAGGGAUGGGCCGUCCUUUCCGAUAUCGACGAUACAAUCAAGAAGACCCUGACAUCGUCACCUGUCGGUAUCUUGACCACCACAUUCGCAGAGCAGCCAGAGCCGAUCAAGGGCAUGCCGGAGUUGUAUAGGCAUAUGGCGCAAAAGCUCGACAAUCCGCCCUUCUGGUAUCUCUCCGCAUCCCCAUACAACCUCUACCCGUUCUUGCGCAACUUCCGCGAGCAAUACUACCCCAAUGGUACCAUGAUCUUACGCGACGCUAGCUGGAUGAACUUGGCUGGCUUCCUCGCAAACUUGACGCAAGGUACCCAAGCUUACAAGGUUGACCGCAUUGAAAAGGUUCAUGGCUGGUUUCCCAAGCGGAAGUUCAUCCUUAUCGGUGACUCGACCCAAACAGACCCUGAAUCGUAUGGCGAAGCGUACCGCAAGUUUGGCAAGAGCUGGAUCGGUGCUAUCUACAUUCGUAAGGUAACGGGCGUUGCGGAAAUGGACGAAGGCAAAAAGAAUUGCCCAGAAAGAUUCGAGAAGGCCUUCAAGGGUGUUCCCAAGGAGGUCUGGUACGUCUUUGAGGAAGCACAGGAACUGUACGCGAAGAUCGAUGCUUUGCCUAAGAUCGAAUAA